Messenger RNA from Periophthalmus magnuspinnatus, 2225 nucleotides. RefSeq names its product ubinuclein-1-like. NCBI's taxonomy places the organism in Eukaryota, Metazoa, Chordata, Actinopteri, Gobiiformes, Gobiidae. The record is from RefSeq and is a predicted model, not a curated record. The transcript has 15 exons. The coding region runs from base 75 to 2225 and encodes 716 amino acids. Gene Ontology annotation, cellular component: nucleus.
CGGGUUGUGCUUCGGUCUCCGGUGACUCCGCCCGGUCUCACCUGUCUGUGGCGGCUCGUGCUCCUGCUCCAGAAAUGUCCGAGACCCGGAGAGUUCAGUUGACGACCCUGAGCUUCCCCGCGGGGCAGUCCUUCCCGACCUCACCCGCGGCUGCCCCGGUGCUGCAGCGGGUUCCUCCCGGGCCUCCGGCCGAGCAGUGCGGCCCUGACACGGGCACGGUGCGGCUCGUCCUCGACCUGUUCGAGCCGGACGAGUGGGCCUUCCCCGAGUUCAGUUACUCCCAGCUCCUGGACAGAGAGAAGAGCGUGAAGGUUCCUCUGAGCAGGAUGGAGCAUCAGGAGCAGAGGGAGAAGGAGGAACUGGCCCAGAUCGCCAAGAAACUGGAGGAAAAAUAUGGAGGGAUGCUCAGACCUCAGGAUCGUAUACAGGACCUGAUUGAUAUUGGAUAUGGUUAUGAUGAUGAGGAUUCAUUCAUCGAUAACUCUGAGGCUUAUGAUGAGUUUGUGCCUGCGUCCCUCACCACCAAUCUGGGGGGCUUCUAUGUGAACUCAGGGCUCCUGCAGUUCAGACAGGUCUCAGACACGGAGCCAGAUGGAGAGGAACCCUCAGCAAAGAGAAUGGAGGCAUCUAAGCGGAAACUCAAAGGUGGGCCGGACAAACCAAUGAAGAAACGCUGUGACGACGACUCGGAGGGCGACGCCAAAACAGGUGAGCGUGUGAGUGAGCGUGUGAGUGAGCGUGUGAGUGAGCGUGUGAGUGAGCGUGUGAGUGAGCGUGUGAGUGAGCGUGUGAGUGAGCGUGUGAGUGAGCGUGUGAGUGAGCGUUGUGACUGUAGUACAUGUGUCUGUAACUUGUCUGGCUCUCUGGGUGACAGUCUGAAGAAGAAAAAGAAGAAACCCACAGCCCUGAGUAUGACCAGUGCUCUGAGGAGGUGUGAGAGGCAGAGGCAAGAGCAGGCAGGGGCCUCAGCCAGGGGCCCCCCUCUGGGCUUCAGCACACUGGCCCUGGGGCCCGCAGAUGCAGGAGGUGGAGGCUGCAUGUCCUUCACAGACCCACCCCUUCGACUCACUGAACCCCCAAAGGAACUGACUCUGGACUCUGAUCUGGACUGUGUGCUGGUCAGUGAAGACAGCUCCUCCACCCACUCUCUGCCCCCCACAUCUGCCCCCCCACCCAACUCUGAUGGGGCCAUGCAGACCCAGGGGACAGAUGAGGAGAUGGUGUCUCAGACCUGUCCUGAGAGCUUCCCUCUUGCUCUGGAGGACAGCAUCCACAAACUCCAGAUGGCCUCCAAGACCUCAGAGGAAGAGUCCAAAGUAAAGUUCUACACCCCAGAGAUCAAUGAGCUGCUUCUUCUGAUCGAUGAGCAGUGCCGACAGCAUGGAGGACCUCACGGAGGUUCUCUACGCUCCAGGGUCUACUCCCACCUCUGCUCCUUCCUGCCUUGCAACAAAAGCACACUACUGCGGAGGGUCAACCGGCUCAAGCACCCACGCAAUGAUGUGGAGCAGCUAAUGAAAAGUCUGAAGAAGGCCAUCGAGAAGACCAUGCCUGCGCAGAUCCUGAGCUGGAAGGAGAUGUGUGGAGCUCCCCAACACACAGCCAUGGCCACAGAGGAGGAGGAGAUGGGAGGGAAGAAGGUGCACGGACCCAAAAAGCUCUUCAAAUGGAACGAUGAAAUCAGAGAGGCUCUGCGGCGUCUGCUGAAGAUGAAACUAGAGCAGUUCCAGAAGGACGACAGGGCUCAGGAGGAGGUGGACCAGUACCUGAGCUCAGUGCUGGAGGAGGAGGUGAAGCCGCUCUGGCCCAAAGGAUGGAUGUCCUCCAGGAUCCUGCACAAAGAGGCAAGGAAACUGUUGAGUCCAGAGCUGAUGCUGGUGAAGACGUCUAGACAAGACAAACGUGACUCUGCUGUAGUGAUCCCAGGACAGAGGGGUGUGGCCACAAACACUUACCCCGCCUCCUCAGACAACAGACCCACCGCCUCCUCUAAGCCCGCCCCCACAGCCUCCCGCUCCACUCAUCUCCUGCCCCCCUUCCAGCAGCAGGAGCUCCUGGUUGCGGCGGUGGCCCGGUACAAACAGUGCACUCAGAGGUGGUGCCUCAGUGAGGUCGCAGGCAGCCCCCCCCUGCCCCCUCCCCCUCCUCAGUCCAGCCCCAUAAACUUCCCCUUGACACCACUGAGUGCACUUAUCCCCAACCUGGACCCCACCAAGAACAUGUGA